Messenger RNA from Bombus terrestris (buff-tailed bumblebee), 2540 nucleotides. RefSeq names its product eukaryotic translation initiation factor 2-alpha kinase 1. Gene Ontology annotation, molecular function: ATP binding; protein kinase activity. Bases 699 to 2426 code for a protein of 575 amino acids. Gene Ontology annotation, biological process: protein phosphorylation. The transcript is spliced from 9 exons. The record is from RefSeq and is a predicted model, not a curated record. NCBI's taxonomy places the organism in Eukaryota, Metazoa, Arthropoda, Insecta, Hymenoptera, Apidae.
ACAUAGGUAGUCCGACUUACAAACUCACAAAAAACCAAUGAAAAAAGCAAAAAGGUCGCCAAAAUCUUGCUUCUGUAGAAAAAUACCAAUCAAAUACAUCGAUCUUCACAAAUAUCCUAAAACUAAAUAAACGAUGUGAUUUCAAACUAAAACUUGACAAUAACGCUUAAAAUUAACGACGAAACUUAAAGCUAAGAUUUAAAAGUAGAGCUUAAGACUAAGGCUUAAAGCUAGGACUUAAAACCACCUGUUUCAAAUCAGACAAUGCAUCUUUGUAUAAAAAGUACACACUAUGGACUAAUCCUAGAUAUAUUUAUCUUAAUAUUAAUUAAAACCAAUCCACACACACAUCCCACGAUGUCCCUGCGAUUUUUCACGACGGAUGCGGAUUUUUCAUGGCAGACGUUACCAAUUUAAUAAGAUAUUUAAAGUAGCUAAUCAUACAAAGGAUGCAUAGAUUUACCGACGUAAUACAAUAGCAUUGUUGAUUACAGAAACAAGAUCGCACUGCGCAACGUCCGUUUAACAUUUUUCUGACUUUUUCUUUAGCAUCCUUUGGUUUAUAUUUAAGAUUUCAGGGUGGCAAUCUUGUUGGCGAAUAGUGCAAUCGGUGGCCACGAGAGUAUCUUAUCCCUACGAUAGUGUACGUGGAUUUACAAUAAUACAAGUAUUGAUGUAAAAAUGUAUUAAGUUUAAAAAUGGUUGAUAACAACUCACCUCUAACUAAUCUUUGGGAUACACUAUCCAGUGCAACUACAUUUGACAGAGGUAACAAUGCAAAUCCAACACUAUGUUUGGACAAUGAAAGUAAUCUGAACAAUAGGCAAAUUGUGAGCAUAGUUAGAACUUCUACUAGUCUUUUAAUUGAAUCACUUGUACAGCAAUUGUGUAUACUAUUUGAAGAUGAUUCAGUACGCAGAAAUAAAUUGUAUUUUGCUAUUUGUGAUAGACUUCAUAAAUUGAAACUAAUUGAUGAUUCCUACAAUAUGAUAGAAUUCGAACCAUUAAGAAAUCAAUAUCAACAAGCACUAUAUCGCUUGUUUACAGUUACACGUGCAGCAGCCGGUUGUGAAAAUUCACUUCAGAUUUCAAGUUUAUGUAGACCAUCAAUGACAGAAUGGUCUCGGUAUCAUAGAGAGUUUCAAGAAAUAAGUUUUAUUGCUGCUGGAGGAUUUGGUUAUGUUUUUAAAGCUUUACAUCGUCUUGAUGGUAUUGAAUAUGCCAUUAAGAAGAUAACAGUUCGUUCUGAUCGAGUUAAAAAUAUAAUGCAGCAUCUUGAAGAAGUGAAAACUCUUGCCAAAUUAAAUCAUACCAAUAUAGUUUCAUAUAAAGGUGCAUGGAUUGAACCAAUGUUGCCUUCAAGGCAGCAUUUAGUAUCCCUAAGUUAUUUGCAAAGCAGAUUAGGUUCUAUUGAACAUGACAAAACAAAUGAAUAUAGAUCGUUGAUAAAUCAGACUUCCAGUUCACAAAGUCAACAAAGUUUGGAUACCGGGAGUAGUGAAAGUCCAAAAGAAAAUGACAAACAGAACAUGUUGUCACAACAUAGUAAAUGGACAAAUUAUAAGUCUGAAGAAAAUGUUAAGAAGGAUGAGGAGAGAACUAAUUCAAACAGUAUAUCUUUUAGAAACGAUAGCGAACAUCAAAAUAAUAAAAUAGAAAAUAAUACAAAUUAUACUGAUGGCAGUAAUUCAUAUGAAGAAUCCAGUAAAAAUAAGAUGCUUUUACCAUAUAUACCUCAAACAAAUAAAUAUACAACAUUGUAUAUUCAAAUGGCUCUUUGUGAAAAAACACUUCAACAGUGGCUUGACGAAAGGAUAGAAGUAACGCCACAAGAAAUGCUCGUUGCAAUAUUAACACAAACUCUUCAUGGUUUAGACUACAUACAUUCUCGUGGAAUUGUGCAUCAUGACAUAAAGCCAAGCAAUAUAUUUAUUUCAACAUCAGGACAGCUACAAAUACAGUUAGGAGAUUUUGGAUUAGCUUGUCCAUUACGAAGUGAAAAUCACCAUUCCAUAAUAGGAACACAAAUGUAUGCAGCGCCAGAGCAACUACAAGGAAAAUGUGAUCCUAAAAGUGACAUAUAUAGUUUAGGAAUAGUCCUUUUAGAGUUGAUAGUGCAUACAAGAACUCAUAUGGAAAGAAUUGAAAUAAUUAAUAGUUUGAAAAUGGGACAUAUACCAACAACACUAGCUGCUACUCAUCUUAAGUGGGCGCAUAUAGUAAGUCAAUUAGUUCAAGAAAUGCCCGAAAAUCGGCCAUCAACGAAUCAAUUGUUACAAAACUUAAACGAAGAUAAAGAUAUGAUGAUAGCGCGUUUAAAGAUUGACAUUGCUAAAAAAGACGAUGUAAUACAAAAAUUACAGGAAAGGAUAUUAAUAUUAGAAGAACAAAUGGUUAAACAUAGUAUAUCGUUACAAGAUAUAUAAACCUUUGUAUUAUUAGACUGAAAAAAAUAGCGAGUUUUUUUUUAGAAAAGAAGCAUAUAGCAUUACUUUUUAAAACUCCGUGAUAAAAUAAUAAAGAGAGUACUCUUGUACGAA